This is a messenger RNA of Boeremia exigua, 2823 nucleotides long. RefSeq lists its product as uncharacterized. NCBI's taxonomy places the organism in Eukaryota, Fungi, Ascomycota, Dothideomycetes, Pleosporales, Didymellaceae. The transcript has 3 exons. Gene Ontology annotation, molecular function: nucleic acid binding. The record is from RefSeq and is a predicted model, not a curated record. Bases 75 to 2489 code for a protein of 804 amino acids.
UGAGCAUUCGCCGCCCCGACACUUGACCUUCAUUUUUCCCGUGCCACUGCGCGCCCCCGCACACCACCGCCGCCAUGGCUAAGAAGAAGGGCAAGAACAAGGGCAAGGCCUCUGCAAAGACCACACCCAAGCACACGCCCAAGAAGAGCACGCCGCACCGCACGCCUUCCAAGUUCCAGCCGUGGCCCGAUGAGCAAGCCGCAAAGCCCAAGUACUCCCUCGCCGACGAAGCACGCUUUGUCGCCGGCCACCGCAAGAAUGCCUUCGAGGCCGGUAAGAGGCUGCGGGACAUGCCCGUGCAGUUUGUCAGCGCCGGCCUGCUGGUAGGCACCAUCAAGGAGCGCGAGGACGUGUCUGCGCAGGAGUCUGAUUCCGAGUCAGACAGCGAGUCUAUCGCGCCUUCCACAUCUUCGUCCAGUUCGCCACCCGACAACACCAGAGCUAUGGCUCAGAUGGCGAUUCGCAGCCCCUCGCCGGCUCUUUCCGAGUCAUCGAGUGGCUCCAGCGACAAGGUAGUCUUCCAGGGGCGUGGCAGUGCCUCGGCGCCACUGUCCACUGCGGCGUCAAGAGUGGAGAGCCCUCUCCCACAGGCAGUCGCCGACACCGUGAACAACGUGGUCGAGGCAGCCAGUGCAAAGGCAGAGGCAGUCGCCACACAAGUCGCUGAGUCCGCCUCAGUUCCUGUUGAAAAUGUUCACGUCCGGCCAAAGGUCAAGGUGAAUAUCCGCGUUAAAGAACAACAGACCACUCGCAGUUCUGCUCCUAAGCCCGUCGAUGCCGACUCCGACUCCGACACCGACUCGAGCACUGAUAUCGUAACCGACGAUGCAUUCGCAAAGCGACGGGGAGGCAAAGAAUCAUGGGAGGGCACCACAACGCCCUGGGUGUCUAGGUCAAAACCCGGCAUAGGAUGGUUACCUGUACAGGAUCGUCCAGACAUGAGCGCCUUCCUUGAUGUUAACGUCAAUCCUCGCGAUGCAGCUAUGGAUGACUACAUGCAAAACGUCGAGGAGUUCGGUCUCACCGGUGACAUGGUGUCCGCUUCCGGGUUUGCACGGCGCGAGAUGGAUCUCGAUGCUGGCAGUCACAACGACUGGGAGUCGGCAUCAGGCAGUCAGGCGGGCGACGAAGAAGUUCAGGUUGACAGCUGGGAUUCUGACAUGCUCCAAGAUUUUGAGGGUGUUAGUACCUCUUCCGAGCCUAUGGAGACUGUCGUUCGAAUUCUCUCAAAGCGAAAUCGCACGAGCGGUGUGCAGUACCUGUGCGUCUACGAGGGCGCGGUGGUGGAUGAAGCUCUUUGGCUGCCGGGAGGCUUUCUUCAGAGUUCUGCCGAAAAGGACCUGAUCCAAGCUUUUGAGGAAGACUUCCUGCUCCGUAAGAAGAAGGCUGAGAUCGGCGACAGCAGUUCAAGCGACUCGGAGCGGGGCGAAGACGACGACGAUGAUGACGACGACGAAGACGAUUCUAAUGACAACGAGCAACUCGACGACGAGACCAUCGCCCGGGUUUUGCAGAAACAAGAAGAGCUGGGUCUAGGGGCAGACGAGCUGAUGCUCUAUGCAGCCGACGACUAUUUCCGUGAGCCUUCUACGGCAGAAGACUUCAUUUCCUUCAACGUCGGUCGAUCAAAUCGAAAGCAGAAGCGUGGUGGUCGAAGGAAUCGCGAGCCGAAUUUCCCUUCAGCAUCCGCCAUGGCAGAUGUGCUCGACAUGGAUCCCUACAACGGCUUCGAUAUCAUGGACACUGAGCGCCCGUCGCUUAAACCUAAGAAGAAGGGUCGACGCGGCCAGAUGCCCAUUGAGUUCCUCGAUGAUUCUGAUCUCAACGAGCAAAUGCAGAACGCUUGGGAGAACGAUCGCCAGAAGAAGCGUUUGAAGAAGGCCGAACGGGAAGAACUACGACAGCAGGGCCUCCUCGGUAGGAAGGGCAAGGCACCUGAUCUGAAGGUGAAAUACAAGGAUGGGAUGACAAUGGAGGAUGUCGUUGAGGAGAUACGCGAGUUCCUGGUUGGCGACAGGGACCACAUCUCACUGCCGCCAAUGGACGCUUUUCGACGCGCAGUCAUUCACCAGGCUGCGGAUCACUUCAAGCUCACGUCACGCUCGCGCGGUGAUGGCUUUGAUAGGUUCACUGUUCUCACUAAGACGACGCGAACUCGAACGUACACUGACGAUGAGUUCGACAACGCUAUGCUCCACAAAGGCCUGGUGCACCGCCUCUCUGGACCAAUGUUCUCAAAGAAGGGCGACCGACCUCGCAAGUCUGCCACCGUCCGGUUCGGAGGGGCGCGUGGCAAACAGUCGACUGGGUAUCGCGAUGGCGAGACUGUCGGUGCUAACGCGCCUGAGCUCGGCCAGGAGAACAAGGGCUAUAAUUUGUUGUCCAAGAUGGGCUGGAAGCAGGGUAUGGCGCUCGGUGCUGUGGACAACAAGGGCAUUCUGCAGCCCAUCCCUCACACGGUGAAGAUGACCAAGGCGGGUUUGCAGUGAGCUCCCUGCUUUCGUUCUUGUCAUCUCUUCGCGUGGUUUUAACGCUACAUCUGUACGCGUGCGCAGCGUUCGGUUGAUUUCGCAUCCCGACGGUGUUAUUUGUACGAUUAUCUGGUGUCGUAAGGCGCAGGCAUGGCAUAUCAACCAGCAUGGUUCUGGUCUCGGGAUUGUUAGGCACUUGAUGGCGUUUGAUAGAUCCUUUUCGCAAAGCAUAGGCUUCGUGCUCAUGGCGCAACGGUCGGUUCUACUCAUAGCAUGCGCGUUAGGCGCGAUGCAGCCUUUUGCUGCUCAUAAAUAGUAUAUGAUAGCCCCAAUCAUAAGUUGAGCUACUAUU